Molecule: messenger RNA, 6473 nt
Organism: Nothobranchius furzeri (turquoise killifish)
Lineage: Eukaryota; Metazoa; Chordata; Actinopteri; Cyprinodontiformes; Nothobranchiidae
Gene: pitpnm3
Product: PITPNM family member 3
Cellular component (GO): COPII-coated ER to Golgi transport vesicle; cytoplasm
Molecular function (GO): glycerophospholipase activity; metal ion binding
Source: RefSeq, a predicted model, not a curated record
CAUGCAGCAGCUGCAGCCGCGGACCUGCGCGCACCGCUGGAGGCAGUCGAGCUGCAGACCCGCUCGCUGCAACUCCGGCUGAUGUUUGCGGCGGAGAGAAGACAAGAGAGGGGGAGGACAAGGGGAGCUGGGCGGACAUGACAUGUGAGCAAAGUCUGCACAGAUACACCACAGAGUCAAAGUAUGUUAUCAACGGCGCGGCGCUCCACCGGACUUUGCGCAGGUGAACGAGAGAGGACUGGUUGAACACUCUGCGCUGAGUGGGGGAGGCAAAGCCCGCUCCUCAGUCCGUCAGUCAGGUGCAGUCCGUCAGGAAGAGCCGAGCAACUGGGUGAGUAACUAAGCGUCCGGCUGAGACCAACACGCCGCCGCGCACUGACAGCAUCGUGACGGCACUUCCCAGUGACCGCAGAAAGGGACGCAUCGGAUAGGACACCAUGUCAAAGGAGACUCGAGGCAAAGGUUCAGCACGAAAGCACAGUGCCACUCACUGGUGUCUGCAGAAUAUCGCGCAAGAAUCAGUGGAAAGCUCUGACGAAGAGUUCUUUGAUGCCAGAGCAGAUGUUAUAGAAGGGAAGAGUGCCAUUCUGCUGGGCAUGAGUCAGUGGAACUCAAACGACCUGGUGGAGCAGAUCGAAACUCUGGGACACAUGGAGGACCAGUCUCAUGAGGGUCUGUACCAGCUGGGAAGUUCGCGUUGUGCUCCCCAGAGCAGCAUUGAAGGCCUGGAUGAUGUCGAGAGGAAAUGUAAGACCCAUGUGUUGCUCCUCGUGGUGCACGGAGGAAACAUCUUGGACACAGUGGGAGGUGACCCGAGCACAAAGGCUGGUGAUGUGGCCACGCUGGCCUCUGUGCUGGAAAAGGUGACGCGGGCGCAUUUCCAGGCUGCGGCAGAGCACGUAAUGAUCAAGCUGGUGCCGUGUCCUGCCGUGUGUGCUGAAGCCUUCUCCCUGGUGUCCAAUCUGAACCCAUACAGCUACGAUGAGAGCUGUGUAUCCAGCAGUGUUGACCACCUGCCUUUGGCCGCCCUCCCGCUCCUCGCCAUUGUGUCUCCACGCUACCAGGACGCUGUGGCAACUGUCAUAGACCGGGCCAACCAGGUGUACCGCAGCUUCCUACGGUCGGAAGAUGGCCAGGGAUUCACGGGACAGGUUUGCCUGAUGGGUGACUGUGUGGGCGGAGUGCUGUGCUUUGACGCUUUGUGCUUCAGCAACCACCCGAGGCCCGGCAGCCCCAACAACAACAGCAGCAGGAACAACAGCACUGAGAGCCUGAAGGACAACACGGCUCGGCUGAGGGAGUCCAGUCCCACUCUGAGUUCCAGCAAGAGGUUGAGUAAGAGCAACAUUGAUAUUUCCGCUCCUAAUGAGGGCCAGAGCGGCUCGUCGCUCAGCCGCAAGCAGAGUGACUCGUAUGAUGGAGACACCUCGUCCACUGGUCAGCGCAACUUUUUUUCCAGUUUGAUGAAGGACAGUGUGGAGGUGCGUGGUGGCAGCAGCACCAGUCUGGUGCUGAACCCUGGCCGAUUUGACUUUGAGGUGUCAGAUUGCUUCCUGCUUGGCUGUCCUCUGGGACUCGUGCUGGCCAUGAGACGCACGGUGCUGCCAGCUGUUCAGGUGAGUCAGCUUCGUCCAGCCUGUUCUCAGAUCUUCAACCUGUUUUACCCCUCGGAUCCUUCGGCCUCCAGGCUGGAGCCGCUGCUGCAGCCUCUCUUCCACAAGUUGCCUCCGUUUGCUGUGCCGCGCUACCAGCGCUACCCUCUUGGAGAUGGACGCUCUGUCCUCAUAGCCGACAGCAUCCAAGGACAUCCGAGUGUGUUUUUGGAAGGUGAUCAGUCUCAUGGUCAGCAGGCUGAGAUGAAGACUGAAGGAGGAGGUGGAGGAGGCCGUAAAGCCAGCGUGACCAGCGUGGAAAGUGAAAUAUCAAUUUGCUCCAUGAGUCGGCUGGGAGACACCAUCGCCAACAUUUCCAGCAGCUGGUGGGGCUCCAAGAGGCUGGACUAUGCUCUGUACUGCCCCGAUGUGCUCACGGCAUUCCCAACAGUGGCGCUACCACACCUUUUCCACGCCUCCUACUGGGAGUCCACUGAUGUCAUCGCUUUUGUUCUUCAGCAGCUUAUGAGGUGUGACUGUGUGAAGACCCAGGAAGUGGACAACUUGGACUCGGCUUCGUUCUCCCCAUCCAGCCCUCGUGAGAAAUGGCUCAGGAGGAGGACACAUGUGAAAUUAAGGAACGUCACAGCCAACCACAGGGUGAAUGACGUCAUCGCCACCGAGGACGGACUGCAGAUGUUAGUUGGUCGCUUCAUGUACGGCCCUUUGGACAUGGUCACUCUGACUGGAGAAAAGGUCGACAUCCUGGUGAUGACACAACCACAGUCUGGCCGGUGGGUGUAUUUUGACACUGAGGUGACCAACAGCAGUGGCAGGGUCACAUACACCAUACCUAAAAGCAAAAAGCUUGGCCUGGGGGUCUAUCCAGUUAAAAUGGUGGUCAAAGGGGAUCAGACCAAUGCAGAGGCCUAUCUGACUGUGUUGCCAAAGGGGAUGGAGUGUGUGGUCUUCAGCAUCGAUGGAUCAUUUGCAGCCAGUGUGUCCAUCAUGGGUAGCGACCCCAAGGUCCGACCAGGAGCCGUUGAUGUUGUCAGGCACUGGCAGGAUCUCGGGUUCCUUAUCAUCUACAUCACAGGCCGUCCUGACAUGCAGAAGCAGCGUGUGGUUUCAUGGCUCUCGCAGCACAAUUUCCCCCAUGGGAUGAUCUUCUUUUCUGAAGGCCUGGUACACGAUCCCCUGCGACAGAAGACCAUCUUCCUCAGGAACCUUAUACAGGAGUGCCACAUUAAGAUCAACUCAGCUUAUGGCUCCAUGAAGGACAUCUCUGUUUACAACAUGUUGGGACUCAGCUCCUCACAGAUUUACAUUGUUGGCAGACCUUCGAAGAAGUACCAGAAUCAGUGCCAGUUCCUGAGUGAGGGUUACGCAGCGCACCUCUCCACGCUUCAGUUCGGGCACAGAGCCAGAACCAAGAAAUCCCCGUCAGUUCGUAUGGUCUUAAGGAAAGGGUCGUUCGGUCUCUCGGCAAAGCCCGACUUUCUGUGUAAACGCACACACCUGCGCAGGACCAUGUCGGUCCAGCAGCCCGACCCACCCUGCACACCCAACCCCAAGCCAGAGCGAGCCCAGAGCCAACCAGAAUCAGAUAAGGACCACAGUGGUGGUGGAGGAGGAGGAGGAGCAGCAGGAGGAGGAGGUGGACAAGGGACUUGGGGACGGGCCACCAUACAUCGUGGAGACACUACUCCCUGACAUCAAGAAAGGACUGUUGAAAGCUUUAAGAAGAGGAGAAUCAAUGGGUCUUAGUGUUCAGGGCCAAGAGUCACAUCUGUCUGCUGUACGCUGUGCUGUACGUCGGACCUGUUGGCAUUCCUCACCUCCUGCAUGGUCCUCUACAUUUCACCUAAGCUGACUUUUUUCUUGUGGAUAAUCUCGGAUAAUCUCCUGACUUUGAAACAUUUGCAGCAGUCGGAGAACGUUUUUCGCCAGAGGUUGUGUCAAAUGUCAAAUCAGACUAUCGUAAAUGUGCACAUAAUGUUUUUAUGCACACGUCCCAAAGGAAAGGAGGGAGGCUACUUUUCUCCACACUGAACACGAAUGACCUGACACUCGACUGCACUCUGGUCCCAUUCAGACCAAUGGUGCCGAAAGCCUUUCACAUCGACUGACUCCUACACUAACUCUCUAUGAUGUACACACACACCGCCCCAGCGUGGGCCUCUGGACGCAGAAGCGUUGUGACAUUUUGGGUUAAUCUCAACACUAGUUAUGGACCCUGCAGCGCCUGAGCAUCCAAUUUCUGCCACCAUUUUUCCUUCCACAAUUUGAUGUUUUCUUUUGAGUAGCGACUAGCUUUCUGCGCGCUUUUCCCUCCCUGCCUCUCUCCCUUCAACCAGUCAGGCAGAACAUGCCUCCCGACAGCCACCUCGUUGUUGGUCCGCAGUUGUUGGAGGGAUAUGGCGUACACAGCACAGCUCCCGAGGUCACUUUUGCACUAACAGUCUCAUAGUGCAGAGCCACUGAUUGUUGGGUAUUCUAAGACUGAAAGAUUAAAAGCUUUUAGUCCUACAAAGUUGUUUGACCAAAAAAAAAAGUUUACGUUAGACAGUUGUACAAAGUGGUGUGCUUUUCCACAUAUGGUUAUGUUUAUUUAUUUGGCAGACGCUUUUGUCCAAAGCGACUUACAAUUUAUAACCUAUAGGGCAUGUUGUGAUCUGUGGGGGAAACCGGAGUACCCAGAGGAAACCCACACAUGCAUGGGGAGAACACGCAACUCCACGCAGAAAUUCCGCAGCUGAGUUUCAAAUUUGCAACCUUCUUGCUGCGAGGUAACCGUGCUAACAACUGCGCCACCAUGCAGCAGUGUAAUUAGCUUUAUUAGAAGCACUAGGUUCCUGAGUUGCUGUAGCUUGUAAGAUAUAUAAUAAAAUAGACACCAGGAUGCUUUUCCAUCCAAUAUUACAGCUGCACUGAAACCAAUAUACAGUAUUCAUGCUGAAACCUGACAGUCUUGUGCACUUAAAUCGGUCUUAUGUGGUUCUGUUAAAAAAUCUGUGCAAGUUGAGGAUAUUUUUCUAUGAAGAAAAGUGUAAAUAGAAAUAUUUUCGUUGUAUGUUUUUUUGGAAUUGAUUUAGCCUUAAGUUGUUUUCAACAUGUGGAGAAUCGGCACAGUUUGUUUGAACAAAGUGUCGAUUUUUACCAUGUAUUCGGGACAAGUGUAUUUAUGCUGUUGAUGUUUGAGUUUUACAUACUCUAAACGUGUGUGUAAGUGUGAUUGUGGGUGUGUGCAAAGAAUCAGAGGGGAGGCCAGUGCUGACGUCUCAGCACGUUCUCUCUUAGCUCACUACUGCCGGUUUUUCAGAACAGAAAUGUGAUAAAUUAGGUUUUUAUUUAUUUUAUUAUUUUUUUUUUUUGUGGCUACAGAUUGCAGCAAUGUUGCGGGAUUAGUCAGCUGAGGAUUUCUAAACCGUCUAUGAAAGAACAGAAGAUUAGGAGUUCUUAGGGUGUCUCGUUUUGAAAGGUGGAUUCACUGAGAAACUUAUAUUUCUGUUUUUAAUUAAUAUGAUCAGUUACUCUGAGAUUUAUUUGCAUGAACCACGCAAAAAUAGUCUUCUACCCCAUUACCUGCGUUAGCUGCAGAAAGACAAGCGGGGGAAUGCUUGGGUUAGAAAAAGACGCACAGAUCUGCGUCACACUGUAAGAUUAACAUUCAUGUACUCACCCAUUUAGGCCCUGGGAGGCUGUUGUUGAUUUACAACCAGGAGAGAGCAGAGUGCCUCUCAGCUAGUAGAAGCUAACCAUUAGCAUUAGCAGCUCCACGAUAUGGCAGAACUCCUUCAGGGUUGUGUUUUUAGUGGAGAUUACACAUCAACAUUGAAUUUUUUUACCCAAAAAAGAAGAGCAAACAGCUGUGGAAGAGUCUCGUUGCUGUUAGCCUAUCAUCAUGAAAAUCCUGCCCCCCCCCCACCCCCCCACCCCCCCCCCCCACCCACCCCCACUCCUGCAGCAGGAACCUCAGAGCCUUUUCCCCCAUAGAGAAGGGCUCAAAAAGCAUUCAUCUGCACUAGAGACCGCUGCAAGCUUUCCCUUCUUGCACCCUGUUCGGGUAUUUGAAUGAAGGAUUCUGUAGUUUUCUGAAACUGCAGCUCACUUAUUAGAUUUCUGUGAGAACUGUACAUUGUUGUAAAUCAACUCCGAAACACUGUUUUGCAUUUGUUAGUGCCACACUCUCCUAACAUUCCCGUCGAUGACUGACCAGAGACCUGCCCAGUCGUACGACAAAUGAUGGAUAUUUAAAUACAGCUAAAGAGGAAAAACAUGUAGACACACCUGAGUUAUUAAAUGGCAAAUAAGAAUCUAACGGUUAAUUGUUGUGUGCAUGAUAACUGUUCAGUAUUGUUCAGUAACAGCUAAUGGUUGGCGCUGUUGUGGUAAUGUUGACAAGUGAGUAAUAAAACAUGUAACUACUAAUCACAACGCCAAGAGAAAAGUUUUAAUCAUCACUUGCAUUUAUUUUAAUUAAACAAAUUAUUUUUAAAAGGAUAAAAAUGUGAUUCUAUACAUGACGUAUAAUGAAAUUGGACAUUUUUGUGAUGUUACCUCUUUUGGCUCAAACCUUUAGUUUUAUUUUGCUCUUAACUAAAUACAUAAAAAUGAAUCUUAACAGAAAUACACACAAUACAGGUGAUGUACAUUAUUAAUGUUUUAUCAAAUAUGUAAGUAUUCACACAUCAUGGUUCAACUAUUGGAAGUUGAGAUCAUUUGCCAUUUAUUAACAAUAUGUGACUUCAUUUGGUCCAAGUUUUGAUGCUGAUAGACAAGCUUUUCUGUACAGAUCUCCUGUUUUAAUAACAGUAUUUUAUGUUUACAGCCAGUCCUUCAUGUUGCAUAAAUAAAGAUAUGCCAUUGUUGAAUGAUUCA